UUUUUUUUUCAGAGCUGGGGACCGAACCCAGGGCCUUGCGCUUCCUAGGUAAGCGCUCUACCACUGAGCUAAAUCCCCAGCCCCUGACAAAGAGUUUCAAAGGGCUUGUCUCCAUACUGCCCUUCGGUUCUGUCAUGGAAAUACAGCUUCACACGAGAGGGUCAGUGGUGUCUCUUGGAGACUUUCAGCAGGAGUUGAGUUUCCUUCCUCCUUUGCGGUUCCUAUGAGGACCACCCCUUUCUUUUACCUGGCAUGUCCUAGAGCAGUGCUUCUCAACCUUCCUGAUGCCGCAACCCUUUUAAUACAGUUCCUCAUGUUGUGGUGCCCCUCCUCCCCGCAGCCAUAAAAUUAUUUUCAUUGCUACUUUGUAACUGUAAUUUUGCUACUGUUACGGAUCAUGAUGUAAAUAUCUGUGCUUUCCUGUAGUCUUAGGCAACCCCUCUGAGAGGGUCUUAGCCCACAGGUUGAGAACCACUAUCCUAGACCUGGUACAGAGACAGCCUUGAUUAUGCAGAAUGGGUGGGGAUGGGGAGGGGCAAAGCGUGUGGCCCAGGAUCCUAAAGUGUGCCCUGUGUCCCUGCUACCUGAAGAGGCACCCAGGAGAAAGGGGAUGUAUGUGAGUCUCAGUUCUGGAGAAUGGCACGAAUCUUGGCUCCCCACCUCCCUGCUCUUGCCAGAUGACCAGCGUGGCUUUCUGAGCACCUGCUGGUACUGCUACUAUGGAAUGUCGCUGAAUAUAGAGGACAGAGCAGGGGUGCUACAGCAGGCCGUAUGUGAGAGACUUCCCCAGGCCAAGCCUGCCUAUCUGGCUGAGGCAUUGCAGAGGCUUGGAACUCUUGUUAAUUCCCCUUUCCCUUUAAGGCAAGACAAGUCAGCCUGUCCUUGUUGUGGGCGGGGCAGCAGAGGGUGGAGCCUGGCCCCUGGCCAAGGGUCUUUGAAUACUUGGCUCUAGGUAAAAAUGGGGUAGCUUCUGGAUUUUAGUGCCUUGCUUUAGUGUUGGGGGAGACUGGGAUCCCCCAGUAGGUGAGGAAACUGCCUUCAUAUCUCCUGUCAGGCAGUUAAUGUUUGGCUUGGGCUACAAUGCAUUGCAUGGUGUUAUCUUCCUCUGUCUGGAUCACCCUUGGAAUGGAUGGCUCACAUGACAGGGGUCUGGGCCUGCUUAGAACCCCCUGGGUGAGAGCCUCCACAUCACAAGUCAUGUCCGUCAUGGGAACACUGAUUGACUGCCUGACACCAUUCAGGAGAUGGCAGAUGCCUGACUGGGGGGUGGGGCACAGGCUUGCUGUAUGGAACCAUGGGAGAACCCACCCAGAGGCCCCUGUGUGGUAUCCUGGGUGGAGGAGAUAGUGGGGCAGCAGGGAUUCUGUAGAUACCCAGAUCAGGGCCUAGGCUAGGAGAGGGGAGCCAGAGUCUUCGUCCUGGGUCAGGAUGGGAUCCCUGUUCGUCAUAUGCAGAGGACCCCAUUGGAGUAUAGGCUAUAGAGCUCUUAGCUUUGGACUUAGGAGGGAGUCUUGUUUAUCCACUUCUCUACAUCUCCUGUGUUUCCAACUGCUGGGGAAAGCUCCUGAAUUCUGGAUGACUUGGUGUAGGGAGGGUCUGUAGGGACUUUGUUUUUCUCCUGGGGUAGAUUAACCUCCAAAAGCUUUGGUCUGUUUACUCAGGGGCCCACUAAGUGACUGCUUCCUUUUUGCACCCUCAGUGGUGGGCCCAGUGUGGUCUCCACAGUGGUACACUGCUUGAAGUCUCUUUCCAGGGUUCUCUGCCAAGAGGCGAGCGGAAUCAACACAGUCACAGACCUGUAGUAGUUUAGAGGACACUGGGUUCCCUUUAGUGACUCUGUGUUGAAAGGGUUUGACAGGGAGAGCAGUAUGUGCUCAUUCCACAUCAAGGACAGGGAGAUGGCCCACCUUCUCAACUGUAGACAUGCCAAGCUGGAACUUGAAUUGUUUUUUCUUUUUAUGGGGGUGGGAUGGUAUUUGAAAAUAUUUCCCCCUGUCAUCUAUCCUCUGACUGUACUUUAUUCCUACCAAAGGAGUGCUUUACAGUGGUAACAGAGGAAGCAGAGCACCCCCACAAUCCUUCUGUUCUUAUCAUUUCUCCCUGCUUUCAGGGGAGUUAGGGUCCCAGAGUCUCUGUGCCUCUGUCUGCUACAGAAGUUCUGAUGUGUGCCGCUCUUGCAGGGCAGGAACUUCUCCCUGGCGGGGCCCUGUGCCAGUCAUGAGUCCAUACACCUUGGAGAGGUACUCAGUCCUUGGUUCUUAGCUUGGAGACUGGCUGGACCCUAGCAGAAUGGUAUGAAGCCUAAACCUUGUUUGCUAGAGACAGAGGAGACAUGGGGUCAGGGUCCUCCAGUCACUAAGUGGGCCCUGCUGCUGCUGUGUUUCGGGCAACAACGGCCUUCUAGAAGAGCUCCAUGUUCCAACCUCAGGCUCCAGCCAGGUGCACUGUGUCCUCAGCUGCCAGUGCAGGGAUCAGGUAUCACCCAAGAGGUCAUCUUGUGUGCCUUAUGCCUUGGAAGACAGCUCAAGACUUUUCCAAGGGUUCUGUCUGCCUUCAUGGGAUCUAAGUGAGGUGCAAGGCCCAGGCCCAGGGCCUGGAGAGCCCUAGGAUCAUGCUGUGAUAACCUUGUGUAGGAAGCCUGGCUGCUACCUUACCCGCUCUCAUCCCUGGCCCUGUGGUGUGGGGGCAGGCGGCAGUGAGCCAUAGUCCCAGCAGGCAGUGGUGCUUGUAGGGAGAGGACACUCUGAGACAGCAUGGCCUGAUUCGGCUGGCAGUCACCUGGCCUUCUUCCUGUCUCCUUUUUGUUUUUUAAUCCCCCGAGUGCCUAAUUUUGUUCAAAGAGCCAUGAUUGACAACUGGUCUGUGUUAGCGCGGAGCUCACCUCCUUCUUUCAUGCAGCCUGACCGCAGUCUUGUCUUGUUUGGUGAGAAAGGUUGGCUCUGGCUGCCUGAAUGGCCUCUGGGUAUGGCUUUCCCAUCAGGUGUAGAAAUGUGGGCACCCGCCCUUGGGCCCCUCCCUCCAUCCCCACACUUGAGUGGUGACAUGAGGUGUGUGUGGUGAGCUGUGUGGUCAGAUAUGGUGAGUAGCAGUUUAAGCUGUGGUUACCAUUGCUGGGAUGUGAGGAGUCCAGGCACCCCUAGAGGCAGGUGCCUCUACAGAUGCGUAUAAAGAUGAGGGAUGUUCUCAGAGACCUGGGCCUUUGGAGGUGCCCAACUGAGUCUGAUUCAAGGCCAGGUCUUCAUGUGACGAAGGUGUGGCAGCUCUGUCUGUCUUCUCAGUCUCUGCUGAAGACCCAUCUCACAUGUAAGGGUAAAAUGGUGCAUGUAGUUUAUAUGACCUUCUGUCCUUAACCUGAUGUUUCUACAGCUCUGGGUACCCAGAUACCUGUGAGGCAACUGGAUCCUCCUCCAUGGUGCCGGCCUGGAACUUUCCCUGAGGAUAGCCACAUCUCUCUCCAUGUUCUAUCUGCAUGGGUCCUACUGGGGCAUGGGCAUGCUAAACAUGGAGAGUGGCCAGGUCAUAAGACUGAGGCCCAGGCAACCUAAAGGUAGUUACUGGGAUAGCAGACAGGCCAUACGGUGACUCGCAGAGAGGCACCGAAGGCUGGAGGAGUUCAAGGUGAUAUCUGAUUGGCUGGGUACUGAACUGGGAUAAAGUCUAGGUAGGGUAUGCUGCCUGGGAGGAUCAGGCUGCUGAUUGCAGGGUCAAGAGACAUCUGAGGUCAGGGUGGCUUCUAAGCACUUGGUCACCUGAGGAUUGGGCAGACUUUGAGACUCCAUGUUUCUAGAGUGACCGUGCUCAUUGGUUAGGUGGCCCUUUGUUGAGCCUGGCUCUUGAUUCCAGGCCUGGGAGCACCACGACAAACAGAUCAGAUCAUGAUCCCAGGAGACAUGGAGAAGUAUCAGCAGAUCAGAGAAUGCUGUGGUGGGAAGACUUGGGUGCUUAGGAGCCUUGUGAGAGAGGGACUGGCAUCAUUUGGAUUGGACAAAGGCCCUGUCCAAGCUGUGUAAAGGCCCUGAGGUUGGAGUUAGAACAGCAGGUAGGAGUCCUUGUAUGGAUGGUGAGGCAACUUGGUGGGCCUCAGGCACAGUCUGGGGGUGUGACCAGAACUUUUGUCUGGGGUGUUCUGAGCAGAGGAGAGGGCAAGAGUGCAUGGCAGGGAGCCAGCGAGGGGAGCAGGGUAGGGAGGAGGCUCAACUCUGGUGGACCCUACUGUGUUAAGAGAGUGUAGGAUUUGAAGGUGGAGAAGGUGGGUGUGGGCAGGGACUUGGGCCAGCAGGACACAGGACAGAGUUUUGCCUUUAGGAGCUUCAGGUGUAGAGGCGGCCAUGGAGCAUGAAGUGGGUGGGGCUGGAGGUGUGUGCCUGAGUUCCAGUAGAAGCCAGGCCAGAGGAGAGGUUCCUGGAGCCCCAGUCUUGCCUACUGGCUUUCCCUGGGUCAGGUGUGAGUUCUGUCCACCGAGUCAUGCAGGUGAGGGCAAGGGUGUCCUCGCUUCAGGUGCUAAGUUACAAUAAGGAAGCUCCCCAGCUUCUGUCGUCUGUCUCAUCUCCUCCAUUUUGCUAGCUGGCUAUCCAAGGCAAGUUCACAGUCUGGGCAGGGCUGGCCCUCAGUGCGAGGCUGUGUUGGGCUUGUUCAGAACUUGGCUGUUCGUCUUCCAGAAAGCUCAGUUUUUACUCGUGGCUCUUUUGUGCCCCGUGGGUGUCUCUUAGGGCUUGUGGCUUAGACCUGGCUUUGGGCCGAGGCUGCAAGGUGUCCAGUGUGAGUGCUUGGGGCCCAGGUUACUGCAGUAAUGGAGGAGAACUUGACCUGGUCCAGUGGAGGUUUUAGGCUACGCGUCUGGUCUCCUUUGUGGUCUACUCUGGACCAGCGGCUGUGUGUGGUGAAACCCUGUCGUCUUUUUGGCAGAGCUGAUAUGGAUGCUUCAGCAAGUGCUACACUGAGUAGUGGUAGGAAGGAGAUUUGAGGACAGAGAGCCAGGUCAGGUAUGUCAUCAAAGAUUCUGGCCCUAUGCACAUGGCUAGUUUGUGUGUGUGUGUGUGUGUGUGUGUGUGUGUGUGUGUGUGUGUGUGUAUGUGUUCUGGCCAGUGGGUACCUUAGAGUUUUUUACCUUGGGAUAGGGGGAUGGUGCUGUCCCUCAGAGCACAUGGAUGGACCUGCAGUGGUCCUCUUCCUGCCUGCACUUGCUGCGGAGAGCGGAGAGCAAGUUGAUCCUCGCAGGGCUGAGCCUGGGGCUCUGGGCUGCACCAGCCUCGCAUCCAAGUUGCAGAUAAGGGUCAGGGUGUGAAACACAGCAGCUGGAGCUUCGGAAGGCAAGUCAGGGCCUGGAGAUGCCGCUAAUACCCCAGGGUGAAGACUUCUGCCCAGUAGGUGGGGUGGCAGGUCGGCGGGUGGAGGAUAGCUGCAGAUUUACCCCCUCUCCAGCGUUUUGAAGUCCAGUUUUGUUCCUGUUUCCCAGAGUAUUGGAUUACUUCUUCCAAGCCAGCUUUCAUUAAAUAUAUAUCAGGGCUAUGGAAAAGAAUAAAAGAGAACUGAUGGAGAUAGCGUGGUGUUAGCAGAAGGGGAGACAGAUGAAGAGAAUGGAAGAGAGGGCCUGGAAGAAGACGCACACAAAGAGAGAUGGCCGCUUUAAUAAAGGAGCGUUCAGCGGAGUCGCGUGAGGCCUUUCAACAAAUGCUGCUGGGACAGGUGACCUUCCAAUCCAGGCACGCAGCUCACGGCAGCGCUUGCUGACUGAGCGAGGCGCCAGGAUCCAUCUUAGGGCCACGAAAAAGACACAACACACACAGUCAAGAAAGGGCACACACACUUCAGACCCGCGGUGAAGCACACAGGACCCAGAGUGCAAGUGCGUGCCCUCCUGACGAAUCAGCCUGGAAAGGAUCACGUCUAAGUCUAGAGUGCUUAGAAGCCAGGUGAAGACCAAGGGGACCUUGGUUUUGGCAAUAACUUUUUACAUGCACCUCCUAAGGCACAGCCCAUGCCAAGUAACUGGUAAGCCGAGCUUCAUUAAAAUUAAAAUCCUGUCUGUGAAAGACGCGGUCAAGAGGAUGAGGUGACCGUCCACAGACUGGAAGGAAAUAUUGACAAAUACCUCUGAUGAAGGAAUCCAAAACACACAAAGAAAUUUUCAGCAGUGAGAAAACGAGACUAAAAAAAAAAAAAAAUACUGACAUUCAUAAAGUAGGCUAAAGGCCUAAAUGGAUACCUUGCCUGUCGGGAUGUUUGUCUGGCCCAUAAGCAUGAGAAGAAGCAUUCGUUACAGUGUUGCCAGGGAGAUGCAAACUGAAGCCCCAGGGAGAGCACACUGAACACCCACUAGAAUGGCCAAAGCCAGAGCAGCUCACAAUACCAUAUGCUCAUGAGGACAUGGAGCAACUGGAGAGCUCCCUUAUCACAAUGGGGAGUGGCGUGUGGCCCCCGGCAGUCUUCCUCCUUAGUAUUUACCCUAUCACGAACCAUCAGAAGUUACACACCCACGCUAAGGACCUGUGCGUGAAUGUUGGUUUAGCAGCCUCAUUUGUACGUGUUGAAACGGAGAGGCACCGAAGCUACCCUUCUGUAGGUGAGUGGAUUCUGUGGCACGUCCAGAGAAUGCAGUACUCAGCACUAAAAAGAGCAGAGCUGUCAAGCCGUGAAUGACAGGGAAGGAUCUUAAAUGCAGUGCGUAAUGGAGAAACUGACCUAUGAUGAACACGCCACUCCGGGGCAGAUGGGGCUGUGCUAAAUGAACUGACAGCUGCUUUAAAGGGCAAAACCAGGGCUGGCAAGAUGGCUCGGCAAGUUAAGGUAUCCAAAUGCAGAGAGAAAGAAGACUGACCCCUGACCUCUGACCUCUCAGUAAAUAAAUAUAAUUAAAAAAAAAUAAAUAAGUUCAACAACAAAAAAAGAGGAGCAAAGCCAUGGAGGUAAAAUAAAGAUAAAGCAGGAAUGGGUUGCAGCGGCAGACAGCCCAGGCUUUGGUUUUACAGACCUGGACAUAUCAGCUAGGAUGACCAUGGGCACGGGAAGGGAAGGGAAGGGGCUUAGGUUUCAUGAGAACUUCUUUGGGUGCUUAGUCACAUGGUAAGGCCAUCCCUGUGAAUGUCAGUGAUGGCUACAGGUGGCUUUCCCUCAUCUGAGGACACAGGCAUAUGGCCGAAGGAACUGUCAGCCUGGACUGUCGUGUCCAGAGAACCAUGAUAUGUCUACUUUGUCUCGUUCCUUAUAAGUGUGCACAGCUGUGGACAUUUUCCAGCACAGGGAACUCCAUCCUUCUGAAACCCUGAAUGUCUCCAUUAAACAGAGAUUAUGAAGAGCCUCACUCCAUCCAAAAGUUCCCAGAAAUAAAAAGCCAUCUACUACUCAUCAAAUACAGCUGCCCGGUUGUGUUUUACCCUCCAGUGUCCUGCACACACACAGGGUGCGGCGGCUGUUAAGGCUCUCCCAACUUGUAGUUUCAGGGGGUUGUGCCAUACUGUGGUCCUGCCUUGCUCAGGGAUGCUGUCCUGGUCCUGGGGAGAUGUUUCCAGAGAGUGUAGCUCAGCUCUGCUCUGGGGAAGUAGAGAAGGGUAUGCUGGCCCUUGGACCAGCAGGGCAGCCUUGAGUCAUGGAAUUCCUCAAGUAGCUGUGGCCAUCACCCUGAUGUUUAAGGGCCAGAUAUGAUGUUAUGAUAUUAUGGCCAGGAACACUGUCCCCACCUGAGGGUGAAGGGGAUCAGUGAGAGCCUCGGUGGUGUCUAGAGCCCUGGAGAUUUUGCUCAGCGUGGCUCCCAGAUUUUUCUCAGUGGGGAGCUCCUGGCCAGGCCUCAGUUUUACAGACCUGGACAUAACAGCUAGGAUGAACAUGGUCACAGGGCAGGGAGGAAAGGGUUUGGGUUUGAUGAGAACUUCCCUGGGUGUUAAGACACGUAUGAACCCAUCAGUCACGAAAAGUCUACUUUCAGAGAUGAGAAAGGCUCGUCUGGAAGGAUCCCACGAAUGAUCAGUUGGCAGAGCGGUGUCGAAUGGCAUGGACCACGGUGUCUCUGUUGCUUGCGUGCCUUGUGUGUGUUCAAAGUGUGGCUACCAAAAGAGGCCCGGGAAAUGCUGGGUCAACCAGGCAUUGCUAUCGUAGAACUUCUCGGAGUCUUUAAAAUGCCAACUGCGUUGUGAAGUGCUAGGGCGUUAUGGGAGACUGGGGCAUGACCCUGUCUUUCCACUCUCUGUGGGGCAUCUGGUGGCCAGGGUGGGGAGGGACACACUGGUGGAAGGUGGCUGGCGUUGGGGGUGUUCUCGUGAUAUUUUCCUGAAUCUCUGCAAGUGUGGGUUGUCCUGCAUAAGUCAGCGGUGCUGUGGACGGCACGCGAAACUGUCUGUGGAAAGCUGGUCUCCACCCUGUGAGCCCUACCCAUCUCAGGCCUGGGAGGGCCACCUCCCUUCACUGUCCUUGCCUUUCUCUUGGUGUGUAUGCUUGUGAAUGACUUGUGAAGACUUUCAACCGUGAGGCAGCUGGGGUGAGCCAUGCCCAGGAUCUGAAAUCUAGAGAUAGCCAAUUAAGAACCCCAGAGGCAACUGACCAGAAGCAGCUUUUCAGUACUGGUAGGGGCAUAGAUACUUUUUUCUUUCUCUUUAGCUCUCCUCAUCCACGUUGACAUCUGACCCUAUUCCUAUCUGUUGUCUCACAGCCGGGAAGGGCUGCCACAGCUCCAGGCAGUAUAAUCAGACUUGAAGGCAGGAAGCAAAUGCAUAGUUAGGUAGACAGGAGCCUAGCAGCCUUUAAAAGCUAAUCUGUAUUUUAAUUCUUGUUUUUUGUUUUUUUGGUUUUUUUUUUUUUUGGUUUUUUUUUUUCCAAGACGUGUUCUCACCAUGUAGCUCUGAGUGUCCUAGAACUCACUCUGUAGACUCAGAGAUUCACCUACUUCUGCCUCCCAAGUACUGUGAUUAGAAGCCUGUGCUGCUCAGCUUGUAUUUCAGUUCAUAAAGGAAAAUGUUUAUAGGUAUCUUCUUUGAUCUUUCUGGCUGUAAGAUGAUCUGUGGCCCCUCAUUGAUGCAGGGAUGUCUGGGAAAGGCUUGAUUCACAUAACUUUUUGAUCUAUUACCUGGGGCUGAGUACCCUGGAUGUCCAAGGUGGGAGAGCAGACAGUGGAGUAAUUUCUUCCUCCUCAGAAGUGUUGGUGCUGUGUGUGCAAAGUCUUUGCCUGCCUGGGUCAGUCCCACCUGCCAGCUAGCCUGUCCGUUCUUAUCCACACCUGGUCACUGUGGGCACCCGCAGGCCCUGAGGCUGCUCUCUCUCUCUCCUCCCGAAUGUCCUGCUCUUUACCCACCAUCUGGGCCCCAUUACAGUGUUUGUCUCCUCCCAGCUGUCCGGUUUCCAUUUCCCCCAAACUUUUAAUUUUUGAAAAUCUCUAGCUACUGGCAGAGUGCAGUUAGGAGCCGGGCACUCAGCCGUCUCUCUGUCACUGGAUUUGUGUGCGUUUUAUCUGACCCACUUUGGGUUCCUCCCUGAAUACCUCGGCAAGCAUCUCCUGACAGGAAUAGGGACAGGUCCCCACAGAGCAUCUGCAGGGUCAUGCCCAGGGCCCAGGUGGGUGGAUCCUGUUAGAUGCGUCUGGUGUGUGGCCUUGCGAUUCCCACCAUUGUUCUCUCUGUGUCCCCAGUUUGCACCUGGGGUCUAGUCAGUGAAGAGACGGGUGUAGUGUUUGCUUGUCACAUCCAUUUUAAUAUAAAACAGUGGUUCUCUACCUGUUGGUCACGACCCCUCUGCGAGGGUCAAGCGACCCUUUCACGGGGUCACCUAAGACCAUCGGAAAGCGUAGAUAACUUACGCUACAAUUCGUAACAGUAGCAAAAUCACAGUUAUGAAGUAGCAACGAAAAUAAUUUGGUGGGUGGGGGCCGCCACAACCAGAAUUGUUUUAAAGGGUUGCAGGAUUAGGAAAGUUAAGAACCACCCAUCUAGAACAAACCCUUAUUGCUUUAUUACCACCGGUUAGCCUUUUGGUGUUGUCUCCCAAGGCUCCGCACAGUGGUGCGUACAGAACCUCUGCCUGGUGCUUCUGCCAGUGGGAUUGGACUGUGUGUCUCUGGAGCGGCUGCCACGGGGUGCUACACGUGCAGGUCACAGGGCUGGCCAAGUCACUGUCCCUGUGGAGACACGAGUACUUCUAGCCCAGAAAUAGCCGUACCGACACUCACGGACGCCCUGUACUCUAGAGACUGAGCAGCUCCCAGCGGGGACUGCAUCCAUUUCUCCUUCUGAGGAAGAAGCAGAGGGAUAUCAGGGUGGUCGAUCAGUCUUCCUGCAGGCACCUGCUCUGAGUCCAGGAUUGCCAUGAGGCCUGAUGCCUCUGGGCGGUAGGCUGUGGCUGUUCCAGGGCCACUCUGUUCUAAGUUGACUUGGUGCUGCUAGGGACCCCGUAGCCUCCCUUCACUCUGAGCUCCUGGUUAGGAGGCCUGAAUAAGAGCUCCACCUAUCCCUGUCUACUGACUGCUGGUUGAACUCCUGUGACUUCCCGAGACCUCAUAGGAUGCCUGGCUGGCCUGAAUUGGGGCAGAGUAUGUCUGAGCUGUUCCUCUUCUGCCAUCCCUGUACCGCUUCGUUUGGAUGACACCCUAGUAGAGGAGUGGCUAUCAAGAGUGGCUGUCUCUAGGGGUUGGUUAUGGUAUGGAGCCUACAACCUCUUUCCUUGUUAAAUGGGACCGUUGUCUGAUGCCAUCUUCUUGGGAAAUCUUUCAAUGUCACACUCAUUACAUCUUCGCUGACAUGCGCAGAGAGGUCUCACCCACUGCCCAGGGCCACCUCCACCCACCCUAGUCCCACCUAAGAUUGGUUGAACAAUGUGGGCAAAGGUCCAUUAUAUUGUAAAUUGUGCCUGGGCCAGCGCUACCUGUUAUCCCCUUGCUGGGAGGCAGGGGUGGACAGAGACUCUGUUCAGUCCCUACCUCUGCCAGUCCAAUUGGCUCAAACUUCUGUAUCCUUCCAGGCUGGGCUUGAGGCUACAGUCUUUGUCUGAGCCUGAGACACUAGGAGAGUUUCCUCCUAUUCUGGGGUGUGGUUUCAGCCUGGGUGCUCCUCCCAGAAGGUGGCUAAAGUGUGGAGUUUGGGGUGGAGUAUCUCCUAGCUGUCCUCAUGCCUUUGGGGUCUCAAUGCUUCUCCUGUUCUCUUGUCUGAGCCUGACUGUUUCACCCCCUGACCCCAUUUUGGCAGCAGGGUUUGUACUUCUGGAAGUCAGGGGGUAUUAUGGGGUGCCGUUUCAUCGUCACAUCAGGAGAUCAUCCUGCCGGGCCGGUGAGCCUCAAGCUUCAGACAUCGCUUCAGACAGCCUAGGGCAUGCCUUCUCCUUAGUAGUCAGUGCCAUCAGAGGAGAGAAUUUGACCUUUUAGAGGAAGUGUGGAAAGCACAAGGCUGUGGAGGGGAGUCAGAAGGGACAGGGACAUGUGUCACUGUCCCCUCACCCUCGGGGCAGGGAGUUUCAGAAGCCUUGCGAUCCCCAAGCCUUUGGCACAAUGUCAGGCGCUGGCCGAGUGCCACAGCAGACAGGUCAUUGCUGACUGAGGUUGCUUUAGCCGCUGAGAGAGUGUUUGGUUAAGAAAGCAUGCUGGGAACUUCUGUCUGCUGAGCCCAAGUGGGCACCUUUGUCUCCAGAGAGCCAAGGUCCACUUACACAGUGCUUGGAGGUGGGAAGAAAGUCCCUUUUUCCCUUGCUGGCCUGCUAUAUUGGCCCAGUGGCUAUGGCAGGUGCUGUAUGUGGGCCUCAGCCCCAGGAGUGGAGGUGAUACUACAUUUAUAGGUAGCCUCAUAUGUGCAAAAUGGAGAGGUAUUUACUGAAACACCAUCAGAGGUUUGGAAUUUGUUCUGGGUUUCUAUACCACCUGCCCAUCUUUGGUGGAGUUGGGGACAGGGGUGGUGGUGGCCCAUAGCCUGUCCCUUCUGGGUUACUGGCUUUUGUAAGUUCAAGAUGAAACCGAGUGAUAGGAGCUGGGGCUUUAAUUCGGGUGACAGAGUAUUUGGCGAGCGCGUAAGAAGUCCUGGGCUCAGUCCCGAGCGUGGACUAAACUGGGUGUGCUGUUGUGUGUACCUUUAAUCCUAGCAUUCAAGAAGUGGAAGUAGGUGGAUUCAAGGUCAUUCCUGGCUGCGUGGUGACGAUGAGGCCAACCUAGGAUACACAAGACCUUGUGGGCACCCUUGCCCCUAGAGUAGUGCCUUAGGAUGGUCUUUGUGAGAAGAGAAGGGGUGUCUGUGCCAGAUUGAGGAGCGAGCGCUGCAGGAAACUUGGGGGGAGGUUCUCCCUUUGAGUGCUCUCUGACGGCCUCUCAUACCCUUGCCACUUCCUUUGUGUGGCAGAACUCAUGGGAGCCGGGCCAGAGUACCUGCCCAGCUGGCUGAUAGCCCUGGGUACCUUCUCCUGAUGAUUAGGGCCUAAGCCCCAGGUGAGAUAUUGGCUAAGGCCCUGAUCCAGCAUCCUGCUGGAGUCUCCCCCUUUUCCUCCCAGUGACUGCUUGCACCUCUGUGUCUACUGCCCCCCCUCUUCCCCAGCUCUGUCUCCUUUAGCCCCAGGAAGAGCCUGUAAGGUUCACUUCUGGCCUGUCUGAAAUGGCCUGUCAGCCUCUGUAAAUAUUUGAUGACCGCAGUGAUAGAAAGACAAAGACCUACUCUGUUCCCUGCCGGGGAGUGAGAUGGUGACAUUGGAACGUUCCAGCCUCUCUGGCUGCUUCCCUGAUGGCUUGUGGAUGGUUUUCAGGCAGGUUCUUUGUGUCUAUUCAACCCGGGCCAGAGCAGAGCCCCUCUGCCUGCCAGGGAGAACAGUGGCAGCUGCCAGCUUCCCACCUGGAGUGCUUACUGGGUGGUGAGGGGCUGGGCCUGGCUUAGGGUCUCAUCCUUCGGACUUCCUAACCUUGGCCACUGGGCCAGGUUUAGGAAGAAGUACUGACCGGAGUACAGCACAGGCUCUCGGCCAUAUGCAGGUCCUGGUGCUUUGCUCCGUGGCUUGUUUGGGUCUCCUGUAUGGCUGUGAGCGUAGACAACCCUGCUGGGUCACAUGUGUCCCCUUGCAUGUAUAUAUCCUCUGCUUAGCUUGCUUGGGAACAGUCUUGCCCUUGGGGUGCUUCUGUAGGAAUGAGGAGCUCUUUGAGGAAGCUUUAUGGAGGGGCCACCUGUCCCUUGGGCCCAGGGAAUACUAUGACUUUAGGAGGAGCAGGAACUACUUGGGGGCCCUGGGGCUCUGCUAUGGAGGGUGAACAUUUGCACGGCUGAUGACCUUUAGACAAAGGCCUUUGCAUGUUUUCUCUCAUGUGCGGGUGGGGCCAUGGCAGGCUUCCUGGUGGAGACCGAAUCACGAGGGUCAAAGCCAUGAUUGUGAGUGGUCACUGCAGCCCACAUGCCCUGCUGGCUUAGCAGGAAGGCUUUCUGGGGUUUGGGGAACAUCAAGAUGCAUGCACGGUGUUCUUGGCAAACACUCACAGUUGGGAGGGGGUGCUGCAGUUCUACAGGCUCAGUGGUGUUGGGGCUCAUGGUGGGGACAGCUCUGGGCUGGUCUGCCUUUGUGGGGUUCCUGUGGGGACUGUGCCCUUGUCACCAAGGACUAUGCUGAUGGCAUUUGUCAGAUGUGCAGGCUGGUGUUCAUAUGGCAACUGUCAGGGCCAUAUCCUGGAGCAUAGCACUAGUGUGGAGGCUGAGGCUUGAGUCUCUCCAAGCCUGGUCAUAGGGCAUCAGUACCCCUGACGGACAGGCGGAUACAGGGCUUCCGUCUGACUUAGAUGGGAAGCCUAGAGGUGUCCUUUGAGGACUCAGGGUGCCACAUAAAUUUAUGGGAAGUCCUGUUUGCCCAGCUCUAGGGGCCUGGCACAGGGAAGACACAAGAGCAAGGCAACCUUCCAAGAAGGCAGGCACCUUCCCUGAGCCUCGGACCUGAGUGUGGCAGAGAAGAGGACAAUGGCUUGUGGUGUGUGCUCUAUGACAUGGGUUGGGAGGCUUUGUCUCCUGUUCUAACAGGGCACCACAUCAGGCCCAGAGAGCACCACCAGGAGGGCAUGGUAUACGUCGGGUAUGUCUGGCCAGUGUGGCAGGGCUGCAGGGCUAAGGUGGGCUUAGCCUACUGUCCCCGGUUCUCUCAGGGCUACAGAGCUGUGUCCUGCCUUAGGCUGAGGUCUACUCAGAGCAGGUCAGGACAGGUUAGACCAGGCUUGGUGGGUAGGGGAACAGGGCCUUCUGAGGGAAGCCUGACCUGAAGUGUGAUGACAGGUCAUUGUCCUGGUCCCUCAUCCCCAGAUCCUGUCUCCCUCCUGCACUUGGCCAUCAGAUACAGUGCUGAGAAAUUCCCUGUAGCUCCAUUAGCGGGUCAUUUAUAGCAGUGUCUAGGGAAUAGGUAGGAGCUGUGGCUGAGGGGGGUCUGUGGGAACCACCAUUUCCAGGGACGGGGUGUCUCAGUAUGUUGUAUAGGCUGUACCUUUCGGUCUCACUGGGGCUCAGGGGGAGGGGCAGCUGUGAUGAAGACGGGGUGGACUCAACCCCAUGUCAGAAGACCUAAUGACUGUGAUGGACUAAGGCUAUCAUUUGGGUUCUGCCUAGAAUAGGACUGUUGUCACUUGGAGAGACUGCCUGAGGGCUAGCCUUCUCUACCCCCUAUUCUCCAGCUUCCAUUCCAUUUAGUGUCCUCUCUGGCCGCUCAGGCUAUGGAAUCCAGGGCUCUCCCACUGACUCUCAACCAUCCUGGCUGUCCCUCUCUUUCCCUAACUGCUCUGGCCAGCCCUUCUCCGUCCCUCUGUAGUCUCCUCUCUGUUCCUCUGGCCCUCCCUGCGGCCUGUCUGGAGCCUGGUCUCCAUAGCAACAGUUGCUGCUGUGGAAGCUGGCGCCCGCUGAGUCUCAUCCCGUGGGGAGGUAUUUUUGGCACUGCUGAGGGAUUUUAUUUUAUCUUCGGUGUUGACUUUUGGUGGCACAGAGCUGGGGCAGUACUGGAGAGGCUUUGACUCGGGGACACCUGGUCCUCAGGCCCUUUCCUGGCACCUGUGAAGUCCUGGCUCCAAGGCUGAUAUGGGUUUAUUUUGGAGAGCAGGUCUUAGGCCACAGAUUAGCCAGAGGAGCUGGGCAACACUAGAAAUGGAUGCAUAUUGGUGAACAGGAGUACCGAGUGAUUCUGAGCCCUGGAGUGACAGCAGCCUUGGCUGAGUGGUAUUGGGGUCACGGUGGGGACAGCUCAUGGUAGGACCCAUGAGGACACAGUGCUGCAAAGAAUGACAUUCUUCAUGGAAGGCUGGUCUCAGAGCUGCUCUGAUGCCUCUCUACUCUUUGGCAGGCCCCCGUGGUUGGCAUGAUCUAUAUGGUGGUGGUUUUUGUCCCCUACCAAGAGGUCAUUUCUGCAAGUCAGGGCUGCUACGUUGAGAUCGUGGAAUUGGGAGUUUAGACCAAGAAGAGAAUAAUGUCAUGUGAUACCUUUGAGCCACCAGCAAGUGACUGUGUGUGGGCCAAGGGACCUGGAGGUCCAGGGCAAGGCAGCACCAGAUUGGUUCCUUUCCUCCUUCGAGGCGUUAGUGACAUGGGCUGCCCAGCUCUGACUCUUGGUGUGCCAUGAGAUUGAUGGUCUUGCGGCUGAUAGGGAUAGUCGAGGCGUGUCCCACAAGGUACUGGGUGGUUGCAAGCCUGCCCACCCUGAGAAGUGGUCCCUAUCAUGGUCCUGUGCUGCUAUGCCCUGUGGGUGAGCGCCUGGCUGGAAGACAGACAAAAAGGACCAUGCCUCCUGGAGAGAGAUGAAGAGUUCCUACUAGGGCUUCACUUUGCCUUCCUCUCCCUCUUCUCCCUGGGAGAUGUAUAUGACGUCAGCUGACUGUUGCAGAAGCCGGGGAGGAAAGAACUGUGCAUCCCAGGGUAGGAAUGUGGGAGGGGGCUGUAGUGAGCUGUGUUGUAGCUGUCAGACCUAGGAAAGAUGAGGUACCUCUUAGGCCUCUUUAUCUCUUCUGCUAGAAUGGAGUCCACAGAGUCGAUCAUAGUGCCAACUCAGUCUUUGCCAGACCCUCCCUAGACCUGAGAGGUUCUCCAUAUGUGGAGAGCCUAGCCACACGGGGAACUGAGGGCCCGGGGAAGUGAGGAACUACUACUGAGGGCAGCAUCAAUCAGAUGAGAAAAUGCAAGUGCCUCUGCUUACAGAGUGGUGGGUUCAGCCUGUCUCUGCCUGCCGUUCCUCCGUUCCUCCAUAGGGAAGGGAUCCUCAGCUGAGCACCCUCAGGGGGCCAUGUCUCCUGCCUUUCCCACCCCAGUCAGGGUGAAGCAGGUGUUCAGCCUAUGCUCCUGGCUGGUGAGGCCAGCCCCUCCUUUCCAGCCCCUCCAGGAGUAUCCUGGCAGGUGGCGGAAACUUAGGGACAGGCAGUCACGCUUCACAGAAAUGGCAAUUCUCUCUCCAGUGAGUCUAUCGGUGCAAACCCGAAGCCAUUUAUAGAGCAGAUGCCGAAGGGAGCACUUGAGGAAUUAAACUCCAUGGUAACCUUGCUGUGGAAAUGAAAAUAGUCUCGCUGUAAACAGUCCGCUGCUGCCUGGGUCAUGGCCCCGGGUCCGCUGGAGGACGCUUGCUCUCCAUGCUCACCAGCGGCUGUCUUAGCUUUCACUAAGCUCUGCAGAUGGUAGAGAAUCGGGGAGCCGUGAGGGAGGAGCCUCCUGCAUUCAGGGAAGCUCAGCGGUGGCUUCAGUUUUAUGUGUGAAGCCUGCAUUGCACCUUCAUGCCUGCUCCCUGCCUCCCCAUCGAGGGACAUCGUGAGGGUCCCACGACCCCCUUUCAGUUCUCUGCUGGGUCCUCCUGGGUAUCUGGUUCCUUCUGCUACUUGUAACACUGCAGGGACAGUUCCCAGGCAAGACACAGAACAGCAUGGUGCCUGACAGCUUCUUCCCUCAUGAGCCUGGAGCUGAUGGUCCCAGGACCGGAAGCUCACCAAACUCGAACGGCAGCGGUUCAAAGAGGAGGCAGAGAUGCUGAAAGGUCUACAGCACCCCAACAUUGUGCGCUUCUAUGACUUCUGGGAGUCCAGUGCCAAGGGCAAACGAUGUAUUGUGCUGGUGACGGAGCUGAUGACCUCAGGGACAUUGAAGACGUACCUGAAGCGGUUCAAGGUGAUGAAGCCCAAGGUACUGAGAAGCUGGUGCCGGCAGAUCCUGAAGGGCCUGUUGUUUCUGCACACAAGGACUCCCCCCAUCAUCCACCGAGACCUCAAGUGUGACAACAUCUUCAUCACCGGGCCCACCGGCUCCGUGAAGAUUGGCGACUUGGGUCUGGCCACCCUGAAAAGAGCAUCUUUUGCCAAAAGUGUAAUAGGUACCCCCGAGUUCAUGGCACCCGAAAUGUACGAGGAGCAUUACGACGAGUCGGUUGAUGUCUACGCUUUCGGGAUGUGCAUGCUGGAGAUGGCCACCUCAGAGUAUCCCUAUUCGGAGUGCCAGAACGCCGCCCAGAUCUAUCGCAAGGUCACCUGUGGCAUCAAGCCGGCCAGCUUUGAGAAGGUGCAUGAUCCUGAGAUCAAGGAGAUCAUCGGAGAGUGCAUCUGCAAGAACAAAGAGGAGAGGUACGAGAUUAAGGACCUGCUGAGCCACGCCUUCUUCGCGGAAGACACGGGCGUCCGGGUGGAACUUGCAGAGGAGGACCAUGGCAGGAAGUCUACCAUAGCCCUGCGGCUUUGGGUAGAAGACCCCAAGAAGCUGAAGGGCAAGCCCAAAGACAAUGGAGCGAUAGAGUUUACCUUUGACCUGGAGAAGGAGACCCCCGACGAGGUGGCCCAAGAAAUGAUUGAUUCCGGAUUUUUCCAUGAGAGUGAUGUGAAGAUUGUGGCCAAGUCCAUCCGGGACCGGGUAGCACUCAUUCAAUGGCGUCGUGAGAGGAUCUGGCCUGCACUGCAGUCUCAGGAGCCAAAGGACACAGGCAGCCCUGACAAGGCCAGGGGUCUGCCAGCACCCCUGCAGGUCCAGGUGACCUACCAUGCACAGAGCGGGCAGCCUGGACAGCCAGAACCUGAGGAGCCUGAGGCGGACCAGCAUCUCCUGCCCCCUACCUUGCCAGCUAGCGUUACCUCCUUAGCCUCGGACAGCACCUUUGACAGUGGCCAGGGCUCUACCGUGUACUCGGACUCCCAGAGCAGCCAGCAUAGCAUGGUGCUCAGCUCCCUCGUGGACACAGCUCCAACCCCAGCCUCGUGCGUAUGCAGCCCCCCUGUGAGUGAGGGGCCCGGCUUGACACACAGCCUGCCUAAACUAGGGGCCUUCCAGCAGCCAGCCGCUGUGCCUGGCCUAUCAGUGGGCCCUGUGCCACCCCCUGCCCGCCCUCCACUCCUCCAGCAGCAUUUUCCAGAGCCUUCCAUGAGCUUCACCCCUGUGCUGCCACCACCCAGCACCCCUGUGCCCACGGGCCCAAGCCAGCCAGCACCCCCAGUUCAGCAGCCUCUUCCAAUGGCCCAGCCACCUACCCUGCCGCAGGUCCUGGCCCCACAGCCCAUGGGCACUGUCCAGCCAGUGCCCUCUCAUUUGCCUCCAUACCUGGCUCCAACCUCCCAGGUAGUGGCCCCUGCUCAGCUGAAGCCUCUCCAGAUGCCACAGCCACCUCUACAACCUCUUGCUCAAGUCCCUCCGCAGAUGCCUCAAAUGCCUGUGGUUCCCCCCAUCACUCCCUUAGCAGGACUCGACGGCCUCCCUCAGACCCUCGCUGACCUGCCGGCUGCAAACGUGGCCCCUGUGCCGCCACCUCAGUAUUUCUCACCUGCUGUGAUCUUGCCAAGCCUCACAACGCCCCUGCCCACAUCACCGGCCCUGCCUCUGCAGGCUGUCAAGCUGCCUCACCCCCCUGGGGCACCCCUGGCUGUGCCCUGUCAGACCAUCGUGCCAAACGCACCAGCUGCUAUCCCCCUCUUGGCCGUGGCCCCGCAGGGUGUGGCCGCACUGUCCAUCCAUCCAGCAGUGGCCCAGAUCCCAGCCCAGAUCCCAGCCCAGCCUGUGUACCCAGCAGCCUUCCCAGGAAUGGUACCUGGAGACGUCCCUCCCUCACCCCACCACACAGUGCAGAGCUUACGGGCCACCCCUCCACAGCUGGCCUCGUCUGUGCCUCCUCAGUCUGUCCAGCCCAGUGUCGUUCAUCUACCUGAGCAGGCUGCUCCAUCUGCUGCCUCAGGGACCCAGGUCCUGCUGGGCCACCCUCCUUCGUACACCACGGAUGUUGCUGCUCCAGUCUCUGCUGUGUCCCUGCCGCCUGCUGUCCUUUCCCCUCCUCUGCCAGAUACUCUGCUGCCUACUGUCCCUGAGCUCCUGCCCAAGCUCCCCAGCUCUCUGGCCCCUACGGUGGUCGCAGCUUCUCAGAGUGUGCCCACACAGACCUCUACACUCCUCCCACCAACAAACCCACCUCUGCCCACUGGGCCUGCAGUCGCUGGCCCCUGCCCUGCUGUCCAGCUGACGGUGGAAGCAGCUCAAGAGGAGCAGGUCUCACAAGACAAACCCCCGGGCCCCCCACAGAGCUGUGAGAGCUUGGGAGGUUCUGAUGUCACCUCUGGAAGAGAUCUGAGUGACAACUGUGAAGGCACCUUUGGAACGGGCAGGCUGGAGGGAAGGGCUGCCCGGAAACACCACCGUAGGUCCACUCGUGCACGCUCCCGGCAGGAGAGGGCCAGCCGGCCCCGGCUCACUAUCCUGAAUGUGUGUAACACGGGGGACAAGAUGGUGGAGUGUCAGCUGGAGACGCAUAACCACAAGAUGGUGACCUUCAAGUUUGACCUCGAUGGGGACGCUCCAGAUGAGAUUGCCACAUACAUGGUAGAGCAUGACUUCAUCCUGCCCGCUGAGCGAGAGACGUUUAUCGAGCAGAUGAAGGACGUCAUGGACAAGGCAGAAGAUAUGCUCAGUGAGGACACGGAUGCUGAUCAUGGCUCUGAUACAGGGACCAGCCCUCCACACCUGGGUACCUGUGGUCUGACCACGGGGGAGGAGAAUGGACAGUCCCAAGCCAAUGCCCCUGUCUAUCAGCAGAAUGUCUUGCACACGGGGAAGAGGUGGUUUAUCAUCUGUCCAGUGGCUGAGCACCCAGCAGCAGACACUUCUGAGUCAUCACCCCCACUUCCUCUAAGCUCUUUGCAGCCAGAAGCCAGCCAAGACCCAGCACCCUAUCCAGACCAGCUGUCCUUGACGGACAAACCCAGUUUCCCAGCUGCUCAGCAGCUCCUGAGCCAGGCAGGCUCCAGCAACCCUCCUGGUGGAGCAUCAGCCCCCACGGCCCCAUCUUCCCCUCCUGUGACUUCUGUAAUGCCCGCAGCACCAGCCACCAGCACCGUGCCAGAGUCAGCAGCAGGGACUGCCAUGCAGGCAGGAGGUCCAGGGACUCAUCAAGGACCAGCCAGUGUUCAUGAGACCCUCCACCCACUGGCCGAGACACAUCGUGCCCAGGGUGCUGCCCAGCCCCUUAGCACUGGCCAAGGACCUUGCACUCCAGCUCUGGAGGCCUCUCACUGCUCCACAGGUCUGGGAGAGCCCAUCUCAACCAAGGAGGUCAGCACUCAAGGAGGGACCCUGUCUGCUUCAAUGCCAGAGCCCAGCCCUCCCACUGGGGCUGUACAAUCUGUACCGAGUCAGCCACCACCCCCACUGCCCAUCACAGUGGGGACUAUAGGUCUGGCAGCUCCCCAGCUUCCCAGUCCCCCUCUGGGGCCUACUGCUCCCCCACCACCACCCUCAGCCUUGGAAUCUGAUGGGGAAGGGCCACCCCCUAGGGUGGGCUUCGUGGACAACACCAUCAAGAGUCUGGAUGAGAAACUGCGGACUCUGCUCUACCAGGAGCAUGUGCCCACCUCCUCAGCCUCGGCUGGGACCCCCUUGGAGGCAAACGACAGAGACUUCACCCUGGAGCCCCUUCGAGGAGACCUCCCCUCGGCCUUGAGUGACAAGACCCCAAGCCUCACCCAGCAGAGCCAGCCCUCAUUGGAAAAGUCAGAAACGGCUCCUGCAGGGUGGGCCCUGGCCCCGCGGGAACAGGGUGCGUCCUCUUCAAUGACAGCAGAGUCCUCUUCCAGCAACACACUGGGCUGUGACAGUGACACAGGGCAGGUGGCCUCGGACUCCCCCACAGCACCCAGUGUCCCCCAGGAUACCUCCGUUUCUUCCGUCCCUACGCACAUGGAUCCCAAAGAUCAGAAUGGUAGUGCUCCCAGAGAAACCUUGGUAGCACCCAUGCAGAGUUGCCCAGGGACCUUCACAGAGGGCAGCCCAGCCCAGCUGCGUGGCGUCCGGGACUCCGGGUCCCCCCAUAAGCGGCCAGGGCAGCAGGACAGCAGUUCUCCAGCCAAAACUGUGGGCCGCUUCUCCGUGGUCAGCACACAAGACGAGUGGACUCUGGCGUCACCUCACAGCCUGCGGUACUCCGCCCCACCUGAUGUCUACCUGGAUGAGAUCCCCUCUAGCCCUGAGGUGAAGCUGGCAGUUCGUCGAGUACAGACAGCCUCCUCCAUCGAGGUUGGCGUUGAGGAGCCUGCCUCCAGUGACUCUGGGGAUGAAUGCCCAAGAAGGAGGACCCAGGUGCAGAAGCAGUCCUCCCUGCCGGGGAGCGGUGGCGUGGCAAGUGACUUUGUGAAGAAGGCCACUGCCUUCCUGCACAGGUCAUCAAGGGCUGGCUCGCUGGGCCCUGAGACACCCAGCAGGGCAGGUGUGAAGGUCCCUACCAUCAGUAUCACCUCCUUCCACUCCCAGUCAUCCUACAUCAGCAGUGACAACGACUCGGAGUUUGAGGACGCAGACAUAAAGAAGGAACUGCGCAGCCUGCGGGAAAAGCACCUGAAGGAAAUCUCUGAGCUACAGAGCCAGCAGAAACAGGAGAUUGAAGCCCUGUACAGACGCUUGGGCAAGCCGCUCCCUCCCAAUGUGGGGUUCUUCCACACCGCACCCCCUAUGGGCCGCAGGAGAAAAACCAGCAAGAGCAAAUUGAAGGCGGGCAAGCUGCUGAAUCCCCUGGUGCAACAGCUCAAGGUCGUGGCCUCCAGCACAGGUCAUUUGUCUGACUCCAGCAGAGGCCCUCCCACUAAGGACCCUGCCCACGCCAGCACGCCCCCGGGCACCAAGGCAGUUCAGACUCAGCAGCCCUGCUCCGUUCGGGCCUCCCUGUCCACAGACAUCUGCUCCGGUUUAGCCAGUGAUGGAGGCGGAGCGCGUGGCCAAGGCUGGACGGUUUACCACCCAACGUCUGAGAGAGGGGCCUAUAAGUCUAGUAGCAAGCCUCGUGCUCGAUUCCUCAGUGGACCCGUAUCUGUGUCCAUCUGGUCAGCCCUGAAGCGUCUCUGCCUAGGCAAAGAACACAGCAGUAGGUCUUCCACCAGCAGCCUGGCCCCAGGCCCUGAGCCAGGUCCCCAGCCCACCCUGCACGUCCAGGCGCAGGUGAACAACAGCAACAACAAGAAGGGCACCUUCACGGAUGAUCUGCACAAGCUGGUGGAUGAGUGGACAACGAAGACAGUGGGGGCGGCCCAAGUGAAGCCCACGCUCAACCAGCUGAAGCAGACGCAGAAGCUGCAUGACAUGGAGGCCUCUGGAGAGGCUCGGGCUACAUCUGUGCCUCGAGGAGGAGUGGCAACAUCGUGUCUGGCCCCAGCACCUGGCCCUCUGUCCAGCACAGCCAUUCCUGGAGUCACCCCAGCCCUGCCUGUGCCCACACCAGGUACUGUCCACUCCAGCCUCUUGGGCCCUCCUUGUGCACUGCCUCUGUGUCAGUAUGGAGGCCUGUUCCCUGUUCCUGUGUCCUGGGGACCCUGGGUGGCCUCAGGGAACCCAGAGGAGUCUUGGAGCAGUCAGAGCCCCACUCAGGUCCCCGUGCUUCCAGUGUUUCUACGGCCACCUGUUAUCAGCACUCCAGGUCCCCGGCUGCACAUUACGUAGCCCCCUGCCCUGCCCCUGGCCAAGUGGAACGCUCUGAAGCGUGUGGAAGAACCCAGUUGUGGUUUGGCCUCCUCCUGGCUCUUCCACAUGGGCGCAAGGCACAGAGCCCCAGCCCAGGGGGCCAUGAGAGGGCAGCAAGACACUUUCCCUGUUGCCUCAGACCCCAUUACCCUUAGGUUCCUGCAGUCUACACAGGCAGUCCUCACUCACACCCACGGCCUGUCCUUGUGAGAGGGUUAGAACCCGGUCAUCCCCCUGCAGCAGCUCAGUGCCUUGAAUCCCAGCUUUUCUGUUUCCUGAUGGAAAUGCAUACCUAAAAAGGCCAUUGAUCCUCGAGAGUGGGUUUCAUUGCAGUUGAUGUGCGUGUUGCUGUCUCCACUGUGUUACGUUGCCGAGGCGGGAAUGGGGUACAAGUGUGCGUCAGAUAGCUAGUUAAGCGUGUGAAAAGCCUUCUUAAACAGAAACAGGGGAACACUGACAAUGUGACCUGCAAAUGCAGGCUCCGCUCAGCCCUUGAUGGAGUGAGGUCACCCUGGGUAUCUUCAGUAACAGAGCCACAGGGUUCACCUGAAGUCGUUCUCCCUGUGAGGAGUGUCACCAGCUUUGUCGAGCCGUGAGGACCCUGCCAGGCGAAUGUCCUGAUAGCCCUUGUAAGCACCAUACAGACAAACCCCACCAUCCAGCUCAGGGGUCCCACUCACUUUCUUCCCUUUCCAUGGUUUUCACAGAGGCCUGUGUUCUGCCCACCCCACCCUGCAAAUUCCUCUCCAGGCCAUGGUAGGCCAGCCUACUGAGGGGCGGAACAAUUCUGGAGGUUUCCAUGACACUGGUCUGGGGGUGGGGAUGGGAGAUGGAAGUCCCCUCUGGGUGAAUAUUUUCUGCCUCCAGUUAGAGGGUGGGCUGCUUGAGGUGACAACCCCCAACUCUGCUCUGAACUGUUCAGAUCAGCCAUACCCAGGAGAACCAGCUAAAUUAUUUUGGUUUAAAUACACGAUAUUCCAUCAAUUCAUUAGAAUUGAAUUUUCAGGGGACUGUGCAAAGGCUUCUACCUGGCCACCAUGCUGCAAUAAGAGAUUUAUGUCCUCUGUGUCUGGUCUGAACACCACCCAGGCCCACUUAGUAAAGCGGAGCCUGGGUCAUCUUGCUCCUCUUGUGCCCAAGUCCUCUCCUACUCUGACUAUGCUAGUGGCAUGGGAUCCCCAAGAGUCUGUAUGCGUGAAGGAGAAAAAAAUAAAUGUUUGCUUGAAAAUACUGUGAAACGGCAGCUUUUUUCUUGCCCUCUCUUCACAUCAAAGCCAGGCUGACUGGUCUCGUAGAAGAUAGUUAUGGGUGGCCCAGGUGGGCCUGGCCUGGCCUCUGCUUGGAGCCACUAGCCAUGUGUCCUGUACCCCAGAGGACAGAGCUCAUAGACCUGGGAGAUGAGAACCAAGCCUCUGGUGGGGUUGCCGGUUGCUUGGCACUGGUACUGCUGUGUGGCCCGGAGCCCCUGUCACCAGGAUGUUAGCCUGGUGUUGCAGCCUACCCCGCAGUCUGUUGGCUAGUCCGCAAGCCACUGUGCCUGGGCAGGCAUUGCUUUCAAAAGUGCAGGUGGAAAGGGUAAACCUCACAGAUGGCAGCCUGCAUUUCCGAUCUCGUUAGAACUGGCACUGGGUCAUAGGAACUCCUGGUCUCUCCUCCCUCAUGGUUGCUGGGGCUUCUCUUUCAGGCGCUUGAGCUUGUUAACUAGAGUUGGGCAAGGGCCAGCCUAGCUCAUAUGAGAGGCACUGGCCUUCCUGAGAAGCCUAGAACACUCUGAAAGAUGCCGGUUUAGGGAAAGGCCCUGCCUUGUGGUUCGGCAAACCCUUCGGGGGACUGCCUUGUUUGUGUGCACUGUAGAUCUGGUCCGGACAACAUGAGACUCAUCCUGUCAGAGGUGCUGUCUCAAGAUCUAGCCCCAGGCCUGCUGCUUCUGUUCGAACCCCUGCACCUGUACCACUGUGCCUCCCUUAUCUUGGCACUGGCGCUAAGCAGAAGCAGAAAUUGAGUGUCACUGUUUUCUCCCAGGGCUCCGAGGCCAGCUUAAUCCAGAAUGGUCCAGUGGAACAGGGGAGAGGCCUUGUCUUUCUGAGCUUACACGGUCAUUGCCGAGUGUCUGGCUAUUCUUAGAAGAUAUCCAGGUGGCAGUCAGCCCAGUUCUGUGCAGAGAACAGGGCUGUCUGUACAGUGCACAGCCACCUACUGGCAUGGCUCUGUCCCUACUCUUCUUCCUUUGCUUUAGAAGUUCCUGGGAAAUGGGCCAGGUGCCUAGGCAGGGCUGUGUGCAUAGGUACCAGGGUCCAGCCUUCGGUGAGAGCCAGUGCCUCAGAGGUCAGUAGUGAGCUGUGGCCGUUUUGUUUUCUAGAUCCUGAGAGUGAAAAGCCCGACUGAGCCGGCCCGUACACCAGGCCUACACUGCAUCAUCCAGGCGAAGAAGCAGCAGAGCCCAGGGCGGCCACCCCUCUAGUCCAUUCACGCUGUUUUGUAACCACUUUCUAACCAUUUUUUUAUUCACAAUUGGAAACACAAAUGUAAUGCAAGAAUAAAACAUAUUUUGGGGGAGACAGGACUUUG
Molecule: messenger RNA, 25418 nt
Organism: Rattus norvegicus (Norway rat)
Lineage: Eukaryota; Metazoa; Chordata; Mammalia; Rodentia; Muridae
Gene: Wnk2
Product: WNK lysine deficient protein kinase 2
Biological process (GO): negative regulation of sodium ion transport
Cellular component (GO): cytoplasm
Molecular function (GO): protein serine/threonine kinase activity; kinase activity; protein kinase activity
Source: RefSeq, a predicted model, not a curated record